Pyrenophora tritici-repentis Pt-1C-BFP is the source of this 582-nucleotide messenger RNA. RefSeq lists its product as uncharacterized. The record is from RefSeq and is a predicted model, not a curated record. NCBI's taxonomy places the organism in Eukaryota, Fungi, Ascomycota, Dothideomycetes, Pleosporales, Pleosporaceae.
AUGGACACCGCAGAGAGCGGCACUGUCACUGCGCCGCCGCUAUCGAGUGCGCAAGCUCCCCCGUGCUUCGAUUGGACGAUGCACAAGUUUAUCUGCAAGUCCUUCGCCACUCUCGAGGCUCGUCCCGGUCCCGACUUCUUCCGCGGUAUCUUCUUUCCGCCUGACGAACCCCUCCCGCGCUUUGUUUGGAUCAAGUACUACUCCAGUGAAGAUUGGACGACCAUCGCACCUAACGAGGUCACCGGCGAAAUCAUGUCCGGUCACUUCCAGCCCGGUACCUGGCCACUAGAGCGCCCAGUCAGUCACUGUCUUGGAAUCUUCCACACUGACAGGUAUAUGACCGAUGGAUCAUCUUUAACCCCGUUCAUCACCAAGUGGAUCGGCACAGCGUCUGGUACCUACUUCCGCGGCCCCUACCUUGCGCACGGUCAUGAAAACGAUAAUAUGGACGAGUAUGAGGAGGUGGAGGAGUUCGGACGACCUUGCGACUUGGAUACUGCCGACUUGAGCUAUCUGCUAGACUUCUUCAAGGCCCAAGGUGCCAACUUCCGCAAGGGUACCGAUUGGAACGGUGUCCUCUAA